ACUUAUACUUUUCUUACAUUCACAUUAAUAUAGCAAUGAGCAUAUAUUAUUAAGCCAACCCCUCUUUCUCCAACAUCUCAUUCAUUUGAGUUUGACCCGUUGCCAGCCACCGCCACCUCUUUUCUCUUCUCCGAUGGCUACCCCACCCCGCACUAUCUUGUUAAGAUUUCUUAGCUGAAAACAUUUGUUUGAUGAGAGACCCUUGUCUCCCAUCUAUUUUUCAAUCAAAAUACAAAGUUUAAAUAGCCUUUCAUCUCCUUUCUUUUCUCUUUUUUCCUACUCCAAAAAACCUAAUUCAGAUCAUCCAUCGUAUUGGGUAAGGAAGCAAUAAGAAGAAGAGGGAAAAAAAAGAAACGUUGUUGCUUAUGUUUAGAAACUAUCAUAGAAAGUUAUCUUAUUUGGGUGAAAAUCAAAAGGAAAGAUCAGGGUCGAUAUCAGAGGAAUUGGGAAGCUUUAGCCUCUAAGAACAUGGCAACUUUCUCAAUGCUGUUUUAGAAAGAUGUAUUUUCUUUUCAUUCAUUUCUUGCCUACUUUUCUAGUGUCUUCAUAAUCGCUUUAACUAUAUUUUUUUUAUUUCCUUUCAAAGAUAUUAUAAUCAAAGUUCUCGCUAUGGAUUCUGGUAACAGUAGUAGUAUGCAAUCUUCAAGUGGUGGUGAUGAAGAGUAUGACUCAAGGCCUGAGUCAGUCGCAGCUUUUUUGAACGCUUCAAGCCAUUUUAAUCCCUUGUCAAAUCAACAACCGUCACUUGUCCACCACUUAAACCAGCCACUCACUUUCUUUGAUCCUAUUCCUUCGCUAAAUUAUUUCAACCAAUUCUCUCAAUCUCAACCAAGAAAUUCACUGCUAAAUUUUGAUGGUGUUAGGCCUCGAAUGAGUAUGAGAUCCGAACCCAACCGUAUUGAAUUUAAUAACCUACCAGGCUCAUCGUUAUCAAGCCAGUCUAUCAUAGGUUCACAAGGAUUUAAUCAAGGUUCAUUUCCAAGCACAACAUCGAUGCAAUCAACAGCAGUUCAUGAGAAUGGUGUUAGAUCUUCAACACAGUCGGAUCAGAAAACAAGUGUUGUAAAGAACCCCAAGAAACGAACAAGAGCGUCAAGGAGAGCACCAACUACAGUUCUCACCACCGACACAACCAACUUUAGAGCAAUGGUGCAAGAAUUCACUGGAAUACCUGCACCACCAUUUUCAGGUUCAUCAUAUUCUCGAAGGCUGGACCUUUUUGGAUCUGGCUCACGGUCCAGUCAUUUGGAACCUUUAGCUUCUCUCUACCCUUUACGUCCCUCGGCUAAAAGGGUUCAGACGACUCCAUUUGUAUCCUCAUCUUCUUCUUUACUUGAUGCUGCUAAUAUUACCAGUACUACAAGCGAUUCCUCCGUUAAUCCUACUGCUUUCAAUCCUAGUUCUAGUAACUAUCAACUCCCUGGUGAUAUAGGCUUACUAAAGGAGCCUCAUAAUAUAUCAAACUUGCAGAACCAGACCCCCAUACUAUCGUUCCAGUCCUUUCUAGACCCUCCUCCGUUACACCCAUCUCUUAAUUUGCCUGGUUUCGGUCUGAAGUCCCAGGGAAGCUCAGCCAUGCCUUCCAUUGAUGAACUGGGGUUGAGCCAUGGUCAUGGUAGUGCAGGCGUCGGUGGCUUACAAAGUCAUGGGGUUGGCUUGAACGAUGGGAACCAAGAGCAUUUGAGGCCUUUAGAUGGGAGUUAUGGUAAUACUGGUCAUAAUUCACAAAGAGUUAACAGCUGCAAAAUGAACUACUCAGCGUCCUCAUCAGCAUUCCACCAUGACAAGGGAUUGGACACCGUUUCUUCAAGAACUGAAGGUACCCUUGAUUCAUGGAUUUGUCCUGCAGAAUAGAAAUCAUUAAUCACUACUAAACUUAAUUAAUGUACAGAAUAUUGUCAGCACUAGAAGGGUUAUUUUCCUCUUCUUUUUCUCUUUUGUUCAUUUCAGAAAUAAUUAAUUCACAUUAUAUUUAUGCUUAA
This is a messenger RNA of Gossypium arboreum, 1982 nucleotides long. RefSeq lists its product as uncharacterized. NCBI's taxonomy places the organism in Eukaryota, Viridiplantae, Streptophyta, Magnoliopsida, Malvales, Malvaceae. The transcript has a single exon. The coding region runs from base 610 to 1854 and encodes 414 amino acids. The record is from RefSeq and is a predicted model, not a curated record.